This is a messenger RNA of Truncatella angustata, 1914 nucleotides long. RefSeq names its product P-loop containing nucleoside triphosphate hydrolase protein. Gene Ontology annotation, molecular function: RNA helicase activity; ATP binding; RNA binding. Lineage: Eukaryota; Fungi; Ascomycota; Sordariomycetes; Amphisphaeriales; Sporocadaceae. The coding region runs from base 1 to 1914 and encodes 637 amino acids. The record is from RefSeq and is a predicted model, not a curated record. The transcript is spliced from 4 exons. Gene Ontology annotation, cellular component: nucleus.
AUGUCUGGCUGGGGCACCGAGGAGGCGGCUCCAACUGCCGAUGCCAGCGGUUGGGGCAACGACACCACAACCGAUGGCGGUACCUGGGGUGGCGGCGCUGAUGCCGGGGCCAACGACGGUGACGAGGCUGUUGCGAAGCCGGCCCCUCCUCCUUUCCCAAUAGAGAAGCGUGAAGCUCCUAUUGGCGAAUGGGAGGAGAAGCAAGCCUAUGACUACGUCGAGCUUGCCACUGGUACCACUGAUUGGGCUAGCAACGCCCAGGUCUACCACUGGGAUGGUGAGAUUGGUGACGUCGGUCCCGAGUCCGCCGAGGUUGAGAAGAUCCUUUUUGGCAACGAAGAGGAACGUGGCCACGACGAAAUCAUCGACUUUAAGAAGAUCCAAGAGAUCAAGGUCUUGCAAGAGAGUGAGACACAUAUCAAUCAUGUUCAGUCGUUCCAAUCUGCCGGCCUACACCCAGUCAUGGUGCGAAACAUUGAGCUUGCCGGUUACGGUGCUCCGACUCCUGUCCAGCAAUACUGCAUUCCUGCAAUCAACAUGGGACACGAUUUGAUUGCCAUUGCUCAGACUGGUUCCGGCAAGACUGCCGCCUACUUGAUCCCAAUCAUCAACAAGCUCAUGGGCAAGGCCAAGAAGCUGGCUGCUCCUCGUCCAACUCCGCAAGAGAUCCAAGCUGGGAUUGCUCCUACUGUCACAGCAGAGCCUUUGGUUGUCAUCAUUUGCCCUGCCCGUGAGCUCGCAGUUCAGAUCUUCGAUCAAGCUCGCAAGUUCUGCUACCGUACAAUGCUGCGUCCAGCUGUUGUCUACGGUGGCGGCCCAAUGCGCGAUCAAAUCAACAAUCUGCAGAAGGGCUGUGACAUCCUCAUCGCCUCUCCUGGUCGUCUUAUUGAUAUGAUGGAGCGUCCUCAUGUCCUGAGCUUGCGACGAGUCCGAUACAUGGUCAUUGAUGAGGCUGACGAGAUGCUUCACCAGGAUUGGGAAGAGGACAUGACAAAGAUCCUCUCUGGUGGCGAGCAAGAGGAGGGCAACGUGAAGUACAUGCUUUUCUCGGCCACUUUCCCUACUCAGAUCCGAAAGCUUGCCAAAAACCAUCUAGCCGCCAACCACAUUCGCAUCCGUGUUGGCCGUAUCGGCAGCACUCAUGGCAACAUUGAGCAGCAGGUCUUUUGGGUGGACAACUUCAUGAAGAAACGUGCCCUUCUGGAUCUCCUGUACUCCUUGAGUCCUGGUCGCACUGUUAUUUUCGUCAACAACAAGCGCCUCGCUGACGAACUUGACGACUACCUCUUUCAUCAAGAUAUGCCAUGUACAUCUAUGCAUUCUGACCGAACUCAACGCGAGCGUGAGGACGCCAUGCGUGCCUUCCGUAAGGGUACAACCCCCAUCAUGAUCGCCACCGGUGUGACCGCUCGAGGCAUUGAUGUUCGCAACCUCAAGUAUGUCAUCAAUUACGACCUUCCCAGCAUGGAGCAUGGUGGUAUCACUGAGUACAUCCACCGCAUUGGUCGUACCGCUCGCGCUGGCUUGAUGGGCAAGGCCUACUCUUUCUACACCGAGCGAGAUGAGCCCAUCGCCGAGAUCCUGACCAAGACGCUUCUUGAGACUGGUCAGGAAGUUCCCGAAUUCCUGCAGCAGUACAUUCCCGAGGGUAUUGAGGCCAAGACCGGCAUUGAGGUGAAGGAUCUUAAGUUUGAGGCUGGCUCCGACGAGGAGGAUGAGUUCGAUGGUGGUGAUACUGGCGGCUGGGGUGCCGAUUCUGGUGGCAACUCCGGUGGUGACGCUGGCGGCGGCUGGGGUGGUGGUGAGGACUCCCAGCCUGCUGCUGCUGGCGAUUCUAAUGGUGGUGACACCACUGCUGCUAAUGCUGGCGACUCCUGGGGUGCUGGUGGCGACACUGGUGGUGCUGCUUGGUAG